AAUAUGGACCCGAUUCAGGCUGCGAUUAAUGAUAUCGAAUCGCUGCAACCAGGAGAAUCUUUCUCAUAUAGCCAAAUGGCUAGAAAACAUCACGUUGUACGAUCUACGUUAUCACGAAGGCACCAAGGGAUCACUCAAUCGCGUGCAGUCGUGAACAACAACCGCCAGAACAUCAACCAACAACAAGAAAAGGAAGUCCUACGAGAUCAGUCCAUUAGACGGAACACCUCAGUGCUCAGCGCGUCCGAUUGGCGUAAAUUCGAGCGACUUCUAUGCUCCGCUGUAAAGGGUCUAGCAACUGAGGAGUCAUACAAGCUCAGUCAAACAUUACACUCAAUAUCUAUACAAAACCAGCUCCUAGAGCAUGAAAAUAAGUGCCUCCGAGAGGCUCUGGCUACUCAAAAGAGAAGCUCAAACGUACAGCGGGCCCACGAUCGUCAACACGAAAGAGACAUAGAGGAGCAACAGAUACAGCUUCAAAAAAGUGAGCAAGCAGAGGCCCGUCGGGCCAGUAAGAAGCUGAAGGAAAGGCUACUCCAGGAGAGGCGUAUUGCUCGAGCAGCUGCUAGAGAUGCACGCGCAAAGCAGAGGGCCGAUGAGGCUGCAGAUCGACGUCUCAAACAACAGGCCCGCAAGGCACAAAGGCAACUUCAAAAUCGUAUCAAAUUGUCUAAAAAGAGUAACGAGAAGGUCUUGAAGCCUUCUAGCAGAUCUAUUGAGAAGACACAGGCUCAGCGUGAGGCUGUAGAUGUUGAUGAGGCCUCAUCCGUUGCAUCCGCCUCACAGUCGCGCAGAGGCCGUAUCAUCAAAAAACCAAGUAGAUAUCGAUCAUCUGAGUAG
Paraphaeosphaeria sporulosa is the source of this 840-nucleotide messenger RNA. RefSeq lists its product as uncharacterized. The transcript has 2 exons. The record is from RefSeq and is a predicted model, not a curated record. Lineage: Eukaryota; Fungi; Ascomycota; Dothideomycetes; Pleosporales; Didymosphaeriaceae. The coding region runs from base 4 to 840 and encodes 278 amino acids.